AAAAGAGAAUUUUUGACUUGCUACAGAUUGUUUAAUGUUUCUCAUAACCUUUAUGAUAUGUAAGGAUCAUAAAUUAAAAUCAUUCAAAAAUGUUUUAAUUCCCUUCUGUCUGUACUUGGCUAGGUUCCCACGACCCAGAGAACAGUAGUAGCACUUUUCCUUUGUUUCACUUAUGCCAUCUUUAUUUACUCUUAAAUUGGGACUCACAGGAUUAUGAGAUAAUAAAGGCAAGUGUGAUGAUUGAGGCAAAACAGUAACAAGGAGGAGGAGAUAGGGUAUAAGAUGUUAACAGAGGAUUUGAUGAAUGGUUUUAGGGAGCUAGGAAUAUGGAGCUGGGGAUAGUGGUAGCUGCAACCAUAGGAAAAUAGCCAUGCUGAACUGUACUGAGGAGAUGUGUUCUCAAUCUUUUGGUAGGCUCUGGCAACCUAUAUGUGUCAUAUUAUUUUAAACCCUUUACAGUAAGAUGGUAAGAAAUUUGGAGACAUUGAACUCAUAUGAAAAUUAAAUGUAUGUUCACAUUUAUUUGCCUCUGGCAUAUAGUUCCAAAAUCUAUAGAAGAUUUAAAUACUUUUUCUAAGGAUUCUGAUCCUAAAAAAAAAAAAAAAUCAAGGACACUUGCUUACUUAGAAAGUACUGUUGGAGUUGCCAGGUACUGUACUUUCUACAGUUAACCUUGACUGUGAUCUUAUAUCUACAGUCUAGGAUUAAGAGAAAAGCACUGUCUUUUUCUUUGGUUUCUAAGCAUCCCAUCUCUUAACACAGUCUGUUUAUUAGCAAGUGCUCCUUUACCUACAUUCGGCCUUUUAGUUAAAAAAGUGGGGGGAGAGGGGAUGGAAGGGAGAGUGCCAGAAUAAUAGUCACAAAACUCCUGUGUUGAAGUUAUGCAUUUCAAUUAGAUUUUUAUUGAUUUUCUCAUUUCCUAAUCUUUACAAAAGGAUGGAGCACAGCAAGAAAGAAGUGCCAGCUGAGAAGCUGAUGUUUCAGUGGGAUACUCAUCAGAAUUGCUACAAAACUUCUGCUAGAUUUUGUGUGUUAUAUGCUAAUAAAGAAGCAUAUAAACCUGAUGUGGUAACAUAUACCUGACCCAGCACUUGGGAAGUGGAGGAGAGGAUUGUGAGUUUCAGACCAGCCUGGGCUACAUAGUAAGACCGUAUCUCAAACAAAAGAAGACAAAACAAAAAACAAAGAUGACAAUGAAGCCUGUGUAUAUUAAUAUGUCACAGUAAGGCUCCAGACCCAGUUCCUGGACCUGCCCUGGAAAAGAAGUAUCCAGUAGAGAUGAGCUCACUGCAGUUACUUAAUUAAAAAUUUGUAAGCUGCAAAAAUGGCAAUGGGCCAACCAAGAACAGCUACAAUUUUGAAUUUUUCUAUUUCCAGAAAAUGCUUGGACAGAAGAGAUGAGUACUAAUUCUACUAAGGCCUAGAAUUGCCUACUGUACAAAUAGUCCUGAGCAGGCAAUAUACGAAUGGCCCAAGGAAGCCACCAAAUUGAUUUUCAGGUUUUACAUGACCUGCGACAAAAAUUCCCUGAAGUACCUGAAGUUGUUGUAUCCAGGUGUAUGUUACAGAAUAAUAAUAACCUGGAUGCCUGCUGUGCUGUUCUCUCUCAGGAGAGUACAAGGUAUCUUUAUGGUGAAGGAGACCUGAAUUUUUCGGAUGAUUCUGGAAUUUCUGGUCUACGCAAUCACAUGACUUCUCUCAACUUGGACUUGCAGUCACAGAAUGUUUACCACCAUGGAAGAGAAGGGGGUAGAAUGAAUGGAAGUAGGACUUUAACACACAGCAUUAGUGAUGGACAGCUUCAAGGUGGUCAGUCCAAUAAUGAACUAUUUCAGCAGGAGCCACAGACAGCACCAGCUCAUGUUCCUCAAGGCUUUAAUGUUUUUGGAAUGUCCAGUACAUCUGGUGCUUCAAACUCAACACCACAUCUUGGAUUUCACCUAGGCAGCAAAGGAACACCUAACCUUUCUCAACAAACUCCCAGAUUUAAUCCCAUCAUGGUAACUUUAGCCCCAAAUAUCCAGACUGGUCGUAAUACUCCUACAUCCUUGCACAUACAUGGUGUACCUCCACCUGUACUUAAUAGUCCACAGGGAAAUUCUAUCUAUAUUAGGCCUUAUAUUACAACUCCUAGUGGUACAACUCGACAGACACAACAGCAUUCUGGGUGGGUAUCUCAGUUCAAUCCCAUGAACCCUCAACAAGUCUAUCAACCUUCGCAGCCUGGUCCUUGGACUACUUAUCCCUCAUCUAAUCCUCUGCCACAUACCUCAGCCCAGCAGCCAAAUCAGCAAGGCCACCAGACCUCCCAUGUCUACAUGCCCAUCAGUUCACCUACUACUCCACAACCGCCAGCAGUUCAUUCAUCUGGUAGCUCACAGUCUUCUGCCCAUAGCCAAUACAACAUUCAGAAUAUUUCAACAGGACCUCGAAAAAACCAGAUCGAAAUCAAACUUGAACCCCCACAAAGAAACAGUUCUUCAAAAUUGCGCUCUUCUGGACCUCGAACCUCCGGCAGUUCCUCUUCCAUCAACAGCCAGACCUUAAGUAGAAAUCAGCCCACUGUUUACAUAGCUGCCAGUCCUCCAAAUACUGAUGAGAUGAUCUCCCGUAGUCAACCUAAGGUCUACAUUUCAGCUAAUGCUGCCACAGGAGAUGAACAGGGCAUGCGGAAUCAGCCUACUCUCUUCAUAUCCACAAAUUCUGGAGCAUCUGCUGCCUCCAGGAAUAUGUCUGGGCAAGUGAGCAUGGGUCCAGCCUUUAUACAUCACCACCCUCCCAAAAGUCGAGCAAUAGGCAGUAACUCUGCAACUUCUCCUCGAGUGGUGGUCACUCAACCCAACACAAAAUAUACUUUCAAAAUUACAGUUUCUCCCAAUAAACCCCCUGCAGUUUCACCAGGGGUGGUGUCCCCUACCUUUGAACUUACAAAUCUUCUAAGUCAUCCUGAUCAUUAUGUAGAAACAGAGAAUAUUCAGCACCUCACGGACCCUACCUUAGCACAUGUGGAUAGAAUAAGUGAAGCACGGAAAUUGAGUAUGGGAUCUGAUGAUGCUGCCUAUACACAAGCUCUGUUGGUACACCAGAAGGCCAGAAUGGAACGACUUCAAAGAGAACUUGAGAUUCAAAAGAAAAAGUUGGAUAAACUAAAAUCUGAGGUCAACGAAAUGGAAAAUAAUCUAACACGAAGGCGCCUGAAAAGAUCAAAUUCCAUAUCCCAAAUACCUUCACUCGAAGAAAUGCAGCAGUUGAGAAGUUGUAAUAGACAACUCCAGAUUGACAUUGACUGCUUAACCAAAGAAAUUGAUCUUUUUCAAGCCCGAGGACCACAUUUUAACCCCAGCGCUAUUCAUAACUUUUAUGACAAUAUUGGAUUUGUAGGUCCUGUGCCACCAAAACCCAAAGAUCAGAGGUCCACCAUCAAAACACCAAAGACUCAAGACACAGAAGAUGAUGAGGGCGCUCAGUGGAAUUGCACUGCCUGUACUUUUUUGAACCAUCCAGCCUUAAUCCGCUGUGAACAGUGCGAGAUGCCACGGCAUUUCUGAGCCAGAAGGCCCUAUGUCUUCUCUAAAACCGUAUCUAAAAUUCAAGAAACUAGUCUGUCAUCGGGGAAAAGUUUCACUGCUGCAUAGGAUUUUGUCAAAUUGAAGGUGUGACAAGAUGGUGGUGUGCUAACGUUAAGUGUCAGCCACAGAGCUAAUCAUACCUCAGCAUCACAUCCUGGGCAGUUGAAGCUCAUCACAUGAAAGGCGCAGUCGCCUGCUGCCUGACCACGUGCAGUGUUGCCAGGAACCCACUGUGGAUGUUCCUCGCUAUGUUAAUGCCUCGGUGUUCCAACACUUUUUCAAAACCCUCCUGUCACUACUGAAUUUUGACAGGAGGAAGAAAGAACCAGAGCUUUCGUUUUGUUUUCUUUUUAAAGCUUUCAGUGAAACACUACAUACACAAAGAGAAGGAACAAGGUUUAACUAUUUAAAAACUGUUCGCGGCCUCAUUGUGCCUACGGAUAGGGGAAGAACUUCAUAGAUCUGUGGUACUCUUAGCCUUGUCUUUGUCUUCCCUGAAAACGUCUCUGUGAAGCCAGCAUUGAGGGUCUGAAGAUGAAAAGGAAAGCACGCAUCGUCUAUACAAAUAUGCAGUGAAAUACCCCAAACCUUUUCCUACUGUACAGAGCUCUCAAGUCUGCUCUUACGUGAUUUCUUCUUGAUUAUUUUCUUGUAUUUCUAUAUGUAUAGUGUAAUAGCCUUUUGUUAACUAAUUUUCUUUUUUCCUAUUAGUGAUUAAGCACGAUCAUGCCUUACCUGAAAGAAGCAGUGUCGUAAAAUAAAAAAGCAUUAAUGAAACAAAACUAUGCACAGAAUAACUUUCCUCUGCUCAUUCUGUACUUUGCCCUCUUAGGUGCCAAUGUUCUGUGAAAACAUACAGUGCUGCACAGUGAAUUGCAGAAAAUAGUACAAUAAUGUUGGCAGGUUGCAUGCUGUGUACUGGCUGUAGCAGUGGGUACGACACAGUGCGUUGUCUGCCACGGGGAAGCAUGAAACAAAAGGUAUUUUUAACCCACUGCCAGAGCUUGCUCCAUCUGCUUGGUGCCCCACAGAACUUUCGUAAGAGAUUAUUAUUGGGAAGUACAGUUUCAAAACCAGCAACAGCAGCAGUAGCAACAGCCCUUAUUUCGGAAAGAAGUUUAAAUGCUUUACUGUUGGAAUGAUCCAUUUCCAAACCUGACUUGUGGCAGUAUCAUGUAUAUUUAUAAAACAAGGCUAGUCAUAAUUUAGGACAACUGAAGAAAAGCUGGAAAAAAGAGAGAAAAGCAAACUUGAACACUGAAGCAACCUCAAACAUCUCUAUUUUGAUGAUAUAUUUUUGUAAGGAAAGUAUUUAGAUGAUCAGGAAUGUAUAUAACUAAAUGAAACCAAGAAAAACAUAACAGUAUACAUUUUAAAAGAAUUAUGGAAUUAUAUAUCAGUGCUUAGAAUGGGGCUGAGGGAAGUGCUGAAAUACAGCAAAAGAGCCAAUAAUAUAGACUGUCACCACAGUAAAUGUUUGCAAGUGGCUGUGUUUUAAAUAAGCAGAAUUACUAUGGACGUAUCUGUGAAUGUCAGAGCCUUGGUUUCAGGCUUGGCAUUAUGUAUAUGGAAAGAAAUACGAAAUCCUAGUUAACUAGACAAUAAACCCAAAGCCCUUAUAUUUGAUGCAUUUUGUUUUAAAAGUAGGCCUUGUUUUUCAGCUUCAUCUGCAGUUCUAUGUGAAGAUUGACAAAUCAGUUUUUACUUGUUUUAUUAAUAAAACGUAAUUUGGAUAUCUUGAGUUAAUGGUUUUGUGAUUUAGCUGGGUAAACUAUCUUUGUAACAGAUAAGUUAUUUAUAAAAAUUAAAAAACUUAUAUUCUAAUGUGGA
This is a messenger RNA of Castor canadensis (American beaver), 5399 nucleotides long. The record is from RefSeq and is a predicted model, not a curated record. Lineage: Eukaryota; Metazoa; Chordata; Mammalia; Rodentia; Castoridae.